This is a messenger RNA of Rhagoletis zephyria (snowberry fruit fly), 9299 nucleotides long. RefSeq names its product mucin-17-like. NCBI's taxonomy places the organism in Eukaryota, Metazoa, Arthropoda, Insecta, Diptera, Tephritidae. The record is from RefSeq and is a predicted model, not a curated record. Gene Ontology annotation, molecular function: protein binding.
CCACUACGGCCUUAGUAAAAACUCCACUACACCGGCAAACACUUCGCUACAUUUGAUAAACAGCCGCUGAAGUCAAGCUCAACUUAGCCAAUGCACAAACCAUUGGUGAAAGCGCAAAUAAUCAACAAUUUAAUGAAGCAAAUUCACCACGACUGCUUAAAGCCGCACAACACCAACCCAACACAAAUUCAGCAACAGAAAACACACCAACAGCGGUAAAGCCAAAAGCACUCCACUACAACUACAACGAUCACCACACCACUAUGGCGACGACGACCAACGCAGGCACAUCGAUAACAACGACUACACCAACACCAACAACUAAGUCAGCUACAGUCGAUGACGACUAUGUGACUGUUGUUGAAGUAGACGAUCCCGCAUCCAAAGACACAAACCCCAGGCAGCUAGUCAAGCAGCAAAGGCAAAGCUCAGUCGAAGAAGACUCAUCGUAUAUAACUGUACUAACAAUCAACAAUCAAGCGGAGUUGCAUAGAAGCAGUAGUGGCGAAAAUAAAAGUGACGGAAGUAGUGUUAUGGUUGAAGGCGCCAGUAAUAGCGGCGAUGCAAAUGGUUUGGCGGAAGCACAUGCGGAUACAGAACUAUUGGUCGUGCAUCGCCAGCCUGGCGAACGUCUAGGUUUCGGCCUAAAGUUCCAAGGUGGCACACGCAGCGCCGAAAAGGUGCACAAACUCUACAUACAAUCCUGUGCCGCCGACAGUCCAGCCUCCAAAGUGCGCGCUAGCUGGGGCGCGCUACGCGAGGGCGACGAAAUUGUCAGCAUCGAUGCGCAACGCGUUUGUGAGCUGACGCGCAUCGAAUGCGUGCGCUGUUUGAAAGAUAAUGUGGCCAUAAAGCUGCAGGUACGCAAUGGCUAUGGACGCAAGCCAGAGACGGAAGAGGAGAUGCCAUUAGCUGGUGGCACCACUGUGGUGGAUGGUAUCAAUGGCGCGUCAGCGGGCACGCGUGUGCUGGCCAAUGACUCCGACGGCCCCACAGCUGUGAUUAUGGGUGUCAACGGACAAAGGAAGGGCAGUCCACCGCCACCACCACCAGUGCCGCCGCGUAAGUUGGUGAAGCGUAAGUCACUGAAUGGCGAAAGUAAAUUGGCAGUGCCUGCGGCGCCAACAACGGCGGCUGGCAAAAGCGCUGGCGCUGCGCCAGGCCUUACUAUAACAGCAGCGAGCACAUCGUCGCAGAGCAGCAGCGCCAGCAGCAGCGAGGUGGAUAAACCUUUCACACCGCCGCCGGAUGCUGAGUAUUACAUAAAUCUGUUCGCCGACGGCCAGUCACUGAAAACAGAGUCUGAAUCGGAUGACACUGCAAGCACAAUUUCGACAGUGAUUGAUAAAUUCUCCAUGAGCUCCAACUAUUCGUCCGAAUCAGACUUGUCCAGCUACACAUCGCUGACAAAUGGCCAGAGUGUGGUGAUUAAUAAAUCAGAGUUGGCUAAGGUACUCAAGCCAUUCACAAUGUUGGAGCAGGAAUUCAAUGUGAAUGUAAAUGGGAAUGCAGCGGUGCAGCUGGAGGAGUGUCUCAAGAAAGUUGUCGAGUCAACGGGGGAUGUCAUGCCUGAUUUGCUGGCGGGCACGAUGACAGCAUCACAGGUAAAGAAACCGAUGACAUUCAUACCAGGAAACAACUACGAGAAUGUCGAAUUUAAGACAGAGAAGGUGAACACUUACGAGAAUGUGGAGCUAAAGCCACAGUCACAGGGUGCGCCAAUUGUAAUUUUGCCAACACCGAAACCACGCCAAGCUGUAGCCGGCGCAGGCGGCUCACCAGGAGUUGAGCCUAAGAAACGUUCAAUCAUACCAACGCCGCGAAAGAUUGCCUCGCCCACUAAGCUACCCAUACAAGUUGCGCCACCGACGGUGCCUAGCGAGGCAUUGCAGGCAAAGUCACUAACUAAGGCUGCGUCAAAAGUGCCAACCACACCCACUACGCCCACUACGCCCACAACACCCACUACUCCGACAAAUAGUCCAAUAACGCCAGCAAAUACCCCGACCACGCCGUCAUACGAGUCCACGCAAACCGCUAAAGAAUUCAUCACAAAGAUACCAAAAGCUAUCGCCUCGGUAUUUGGCCCCAAUUCGCAACGCUCAUUCGAACGUGCCAAGACUGAGGGUGAAAUCAAGCUAAAGCAGUCGCCUGAGUUAUCGUCCAGCAUCAAACAACAGACCGCCAUGUUCUUGGAUAAAGAAUGCCACAGUUCCACGGAUAGUGUUGUGAGCGCUACGCGUAAGCCCGUAGCUGAGAAAUCGAAGUCUGUAGAAACAAGCAAGCUUUCGCCGCCUAAGUCACGCAUUCCCGUGGUACUUUCACCAAAACGCUCAUUCGAAAUGGACACGUCCAUGGAGCGAAAGCUUAAUAAUAGUCCGUCUAAUAUACCACGUUUCCUAACGCACAAGCAAAAGUCCGAAACGGACCUCAAACUUGGACUCUAUCGCAGCAAGUCGAAGGAGUCCAGUCCGCCGUUGAGUCUCAAAAUGCCGCUGCAGCGCACAAAUUCAGCAGAGUCGAAACUAAAGAGUCCUGAGCGCACACUCAUACCCGUUUUCAGUGGUCAGUCUGCAUCCGCGGAAGCCAUACUUGCCUCAACCGCAGCGAGCACGCCCACAAAGGCGAAAGGUCCUAAACCUAAACCACCAGAGCGUGUGCAGUCGCUAGGCAAGUCACCCACGCAUAUUCCUAAACUGCAAACGUCAACCGUAAGUGGUGGUGGUGGUACAGUUACGGUGACAGUGGCGGACCGAAAUACUGCUGCUACACAUACGACGCCACCGUCAUCGCGCAGCGAUACACCCACAAUGCAAACAUUCAAGCAGCAAUCGCCACCUGCCAGCGCGUCACCCAAUCGUGAGAUACGUUUCAAGAUACAAACCUACGAAAGUAAAACGCAAGAGCCACGCACACCAUUCACGGAUGUCAACGACAAUGAGGACGAUAAAAUGCCUAGUCUCUUCGACUUGGUACGCAAGCAUAGCCCGAAUGCGCAGCGGAAAGAUGAAUCGCCGCCAGUUCUGUCCUCAUUUAAAUCAUCUACUGUCAACCAAGAGCAGCAGCACAUUGAAAGUAAUGUCGAUGACGAAGACGUACCACCUGCUGUGGUGGGUAAAUGCAUUAAAGUGAGUGACUCACAACCCACUUAUUACUCAAGUUCGAGUGAAGAUGACGAAGAGGAUCUCAACGCCAUGCAUCAUGACGCUGAACGUGAUUAUGACUGCGAGGAUGGUGAAAAGUUGGGACCACCAGAGCUGAUAAAUGGCCCAGGACCCUCGGAAGCAUAUUUCAAUCUCUAUUGGCAUUCGAAUAUGCUGCCCACCAUUGGCGAGGUGGAGGAGGAAUUCUCCUCGCUAGAGCCGCAAUCUUUGCCAAAUGGUCCAAUCGUUAUUGUGGAUGAUUUGAGUCAACAGCAACAACCAAAACAGUUAGGAAAUAACGCUGAAGUAGAAAAGAUAGCAGAACCGAAAACGAAGGAAAUUGUAGCUGAGGUGAAGAAAGACUCAAACGCAACAAAAGGGAUAGAAAAGGUGGCAGACACGGGACCUCUGAAAGAUACUAAGGAGGUGAUAGACAAAGUAGUGUCCGAGCGUGCAGAAAAGUCUUUAGAGAGGAAGCGCGAAGAGGUCAUAAAGUCCGAGCCUGCUGAGAAGACCGUGAAAGCAACAAAAUUAGCUGGGACCAACGCCACCGAGUCCACUAGCACGAGCGCACAAAAAGAUCAGAAAACGCCUGCAAAAACUGGAACUUUCAGCGCCUCUAGCUCUCAACAGUCAGCGACCGGUAAAGCGAGAAAAUCGCAAUUUAUUGGCGUGCCCGUAUUGCCGCCGACAGUGCCCAAAAUGGAGAGUGGCCAGGUAAAAGCUGAGGAAACUACCAGCAGCGGUGACAAGGUGACAGCGCAGAAAGCGGCGCAUGCGAUAAAGGAAAUGAAUAGUGAAUUUGUGGCCUUGAAAGAGAAUGCAAGCGAGCUGGAUAAAGUUACAACAACAGCAAAGCAGGUGAAACCAAGUGAUAAGAUAACUGACACUGCCAACAAAGUGACAAUGGAGGUUAAUUUCCAGUCCACUGAUAGUAGAGUAGCGCAGAGGGAGUUGGAGCAGAAUGUAGUUGAUAUGCCUAAUGCCAAGGCUAAUUGGGCAGCAGACAAUGGGGACACAAAUAACGCAACGAUAAUGGUUAAUCAAGUGUCAAACAAUACGACUGUAAUGGCGGCGGUACCUAUUGAAACUAAGCAAACAGGUCAACAACAGGCAAAUGAGGAACAUAUUAACUCAUCCAAUAACACAAACGAAGCAGAGUCAAUAAGACUGGCGCAUAAAGUUGAAGGGGUUGAUACAUAUACCCAUAGUGAGUCCAAAAGCGAGACUGCAGCAGAGACCACGAAAUCGAGCAGCAAUAGCGCUGGUAGUUCGAGUAUGUCCAGCAAGACCAGCGAGACACAUACGGAGCAGACGGUGCAGAAAAAUGUGGAGGCAAAGACUGAGCACACGUCCGAGCUGAAAUCGGAACGUCAGACUACACAAAAAGUUACCACAACUACCACUAAAAAGCAGGUAAUCAAGUCCUCCACAUCUUCUACGCAACUGAUCGAGAAUAGCAGCUAUGACGCUUUGGACGGUUUACCGGAGGAGUUGCGCAAAACGCUUGAAGCUGGCGGUAAGGCUCAGACUAAUAAAACGACCAGCGCCACACCGAGCGCCGCACCCUUUACCUCCAACUUGUUGGAGCAUUUCAAUAAACCGGUUGCCUUUACGCUGCAACCCUAUGCGGAACGCGUCAGUAGCGCCGGUUCGCCACGCAUAACCGUAUUUGAAGAGCGUCAAUUCGAAACCAAACAAAAUGCUUACACCGAGAUACGCACACGCGAUGCGACGGGCGAAGAGAAGCUACAGACGAGCACGGAGAGCCAUAAGGAACGCGCCAAGCUGAAAAAGGUGCACAGCCAAGGCGAUGAUUUGGACCAGCUUGGUGUUGAAGGUCUUGCUGAGGAAAUGACAGCUGCUGACAAUUUAGAGCCGAUGACGGUCACCGCGAGCGCGGAGACGCGUAUAUCGGAAUUUGUCGAGAAUCCACAAGAUAAGCAAAGUAUUGAAAGGGGUAUUUUGAAUUUAUCGGAGAGUGGUAAGCAAUUGCAACGCAACGAAUCUGGCGGUGUGGAGUAUAUGGAGUGUGAGCACCAAGUGCAGGAUUCGUUUGAAGAUAUGGAACAGGUUUUGGGCGGCGGCAUUGUAGAAGGAGAUAAGGAGCCCACACUACUGCGUGAAUUGAGCGAAACACUGACUGUGACUAAGGAUGGUGACAAACAGGUGACGCGUCGCAGCGAAACUACGAAGGAGACACCGAAGAAGGGCGCUAAGCUGCUGAAGAAGUCCGAAGAUGAGCGGCGUUUGGAGCUGGAGGCGCAGAAGCUGAUCGAAAGCUACCAGAAGGUAAAGAAAGAGGCUGAAAAGUUAUUCCAGCACGAAUUUUGCGACGAGGAGGGUUUCGACUUUGGCGACGACAAGCAGAACAAAGCCGAAGCGGCCGCUGCAGUCACGGUGGAGGAAGUAAACGAACGGGGAGUGAAUGGAACAGAGAGUGGAGUAGAGAGUGAAAAUUUACCCGGUGUGCUUGUGGAAGAAAAGUUGGUGGUAGAGAGCGAGCUUGAUGAGAAAAUUAAGGAAGGUGGUAAAGCGCAUGAUCAACUCGCUGCGCCUGCUGAGAGUACAGUUGUAGAGCUUGAGACGCAUAAGCAAAUAGACGUGAAAGAGAGCAAGCUGACUGCUGAUCGAAGUAAGCUAGAUGCGUCACAGCUAACAGCCGGAUUUCUGGAAGGAGAACGUCGGUCCGUGGAAAAGGAAAAUGCGCUCAAGGAGCAACUAGUAACCUCUGCACAAAGCCAGCAGCAACAAGCAUCCUUACACGUAAGCGCGCCUCCAGACUUGCUUGAUAAUGAACCGUUUUACGUGCUGCAUAAAAAUAUUAUUGAAGAACCCAAAUCUGAGGCGUUGCAUACGGAAUUUGACGGCAAACCCAUUCCGCCCGUCGUUAGUAAAGUUAUAGCAAUUGAAGAGGCGAUAAAACCGAUUGUCGUGGAAGUCAAGUCACCGCAACACAUACAACAAUUCGAAACCGUGGAAAUAAAAAUUGAGAAAAAAUUGCCUGCAUCUAUCAACGAAGUGACGGCCAACGAAAAAGUCACAAUCCAGGCUACAAAGCCAACGUCACCACCCAUCCCACAAAAACGUGAGCACAAAUCUUCAGAGGGCACGAUUGCCACCACUGUCUCAACCACACCCACUUCAACAUUAGCACCAACACCGAAAAAACGCGGCUCCAUAGACCUGCACACAGCUAACUUUGGUGGCGACCACACACCGUGUGCGAACUCCCAACUGCAAACGUCUAAAUUAGAAAUCCCAAUUAACACACCGAAUUUACAACAAAACUGCGAGCGAAUGCAACAGCCAACUAAAUCAGCACAAUCAGCAUCCGUCCCCGCAGCCCGCAGCGAGUCGCAACAACAUAAGCUAGAGCGUAUUAUUGUUGGCGUAGAACAACAGCAAUACGACGACACAAACAACGUCAAGCAGCCGACAAUUAUUACCUUUGCCAGCGAAAAUCUGCCAACGGAAAUGGCGGUCAGCUCACCAACCAAACAAGUUGUCUCGAAUGUGGUAAGCGGCAGUGGUAGUAGCAGUGGUACAAUUGCAGCCGAGUUGCAUUUGGAGACCAUUAAUUUGCCAAAUGAGCCACAAAAUACAUCCCCAUCCACAACAACGGAGAAAUUGAGGAAAUCAGAGCGCGUUGGCGAUGGCAUGCAAAUGCCAAAGACAACAACAUUAGCAGCAGGAACAGCAACAACAACUGCGUCUAUGACAUUUAUGUCAACAUCAUCUUCUGCGGAUUCGGUGCAAAGUGUCAUUGAAGUAGGUGGCAUUGUGGAAUCACCAUCGGAGGAUGAAGUGAGCCGCGGCGUGUCGAGGAAUGCGAGUGAAGAAGAUCUUGACCAAACUCACUUGAGUAGCAAAGACAAAAUGGAGAACGGCAUACAGGUGGUGCCGCAAACACCGUUACUCGUCAGCGACUAUCUCACACUCAGCUCACCACCCACAUAUUCACGCCUGCCACCCGACGGCCAUGAGUUUCCGCCCAAUUUCAGUGAACCACUAAUAAUGCCCCCGCCCAGCACAAAUCUAUUGAAGGCUGCAAGCCUAAUGCAGUCCACCACCACCACCAUGACGAUGUCCAGCACAAAGGGCAACAACACAAACACAAAUACCGUGUACACAGAAAAACUCUUUACGACAGCUAGCGCCAGUGGUGGCCAAACUCUGGUAGCUAGUACACGCACAACACAUAAACACAUUAGUAGCAAUGGCGCUAACAACACAACAGCCGGGGCAACGACUGUCACGUCAUCCUCACCGGCAAACGGUACACUGAAUAUCGACAGCAGUAAGGUGGAUGUGCCCAUACUGGAAUUUACCAUCAGUAGCAACAGCAGUGACAGUAAAGUAGGUGAUAGCACAGAAGCAACUGUACCACCACCGCUACCCAAAUCUGGUCCACCACCAACUGUGCCGCGCAAGACAUACCGCCAGGAUCUCGUAGUAAAGGUGGAGGAUGCGCGUCAUGCGUCCGAUAAACGCACGGAUGUGCUUGCUGAAGCCACUACCCCUUCGGGUGCUGGUAGUGGCAAAUUAGUAUUCGAGUCACGUCACAGCCGUUCGACACAGACUUCGUCGAGCGGUAGUAGCACACCAACAGCCAACAAACUGGAACCACCCUCGUUUGAAGUGGGUGGUACUGGCACAGGCACCGGCAGCGACUACAAGCGUUCGUUGAGUGCACCACGUCGGCACAGCGACUGAAAGGAUGAGAAAUCGGAGAAGAGCGUGCGCGAUAAGAUCGCUAUGUUCUCAAACGACGCCGAGAGCAGUGGUGCGGAGACACCAGUGAAACCUCUGAGUUUUUCGCGCACGCAGAGCGCUACCAAACCACUCAAUCUGAGCACUGAGAAUUUGCUUGAUACAGCAACGAGCGCGCGCUAUGUCACAACAGCCUCCAAUCUGACGAAGACCCGUGCUAUGAGCGUGGAGAAUCUCAACGAUGUGGCACGUCAAGUGCAGCUGGCUAAACAGUUACCUACGCAAAACUUUUCAGAUUCCAUGUACGCGCUGAAUACGCUGGCUACAGACUACACACAGAGCUAUGCGUCAUUGCCGCGGCGCCACAUGCAACACUUGGAGCGCCGCAUUAGCUUUUCGGGACAGCCAAACUACAUGCCAGACGAGGCAUCGCGCAAGGCGGCCAUAACAAAUAUACUGGAGCAACGACGCCGCAGCAUGUCCAAACUGCGUGGAUUGGUUAUACCAGAGCGUCCGCAUGUGCCGCUUGAACCCAUACUCGAUCUCCCGGAGAUCAAAAGUCGUGAUAGUGAAAAGUUGAAGUCAGGCAAUACGUCGUCCACAGAUUCGACGGACAGCGGCGUUGGCUCUAGUAGUGGCUACUUUUCCACCGUGCCUCGUCCCGCCAAACGCACUGAUAUAAUGCACAACUCACCGCUGCGUCCACUCACCGUAGCUACUACAAGCAACUCGACCAACAUGUCUGCCAAUAAUAGCUACCGUAGCAUUUUUUCCGCACAAACUGCCGCACCGCGGCAUGCCACAACGGUGCAGUCCCCACUCGCCAUGCCACACCAGCCACGCCGCUUUGAGCCAGUGCUAAAUAGCACACCGCCUGCCAAACCGCCACGCACCUCACUCAGCGUGCCACCGCGCCAACACGCUAUGCACGAAGAGAGCGACUCGGAUUCUGUUUUCUCCUCGAAAGUGUCCUCGCCACCUAUGUCUCCCUGCGUGCCGCAGGUACCUGAGAAGUUUGCGCUUACACGCACGCUCUCGUCGGAAACGAACACAUCUAUAGCCAGUUCAACGACUUCCACGCUCACAUCUGGCUCGGGUUCGCAGGCUAGCUGCUCAUCGGUGGGCAGCACUCCCACAGUUGAUCUGUCGCGUCGCGUGCUCAAGUCCGGUUCCAGUGAUUCAGCCACGAAUCGCAAGAACAUAUUAGCUUCGGCAAAGUGUCGCAAUGGCCGCGGCGAUGCUUCAGCGCUGCUGCGUAAUCGCCCUUACGACGAUGAGGACAGCACCGACGGUUAUGAUGAAGAUGAAGUGCGUCGCGUACACAAGUCUAAACCGCGUUCUACAUCGGGUGCAUCGCUGGUCGUAAUGCCCAGCAAAGCAGUACCAGCCUCAGCGCCAAUCAACUACAAGCUAGUAUCCAAGAACGAGCAAAGCCUCGUGGAU